AUGGGCUCCAUGGGAUACGACACCAAUGCCUUCUGGGCGCGUGCAUCAGAAUAUCUCAUGAACACCGGCAUGCCAUACUGGCCGAGCAUUGUGAAGAAGGCCAAAGGCACAAUUUUACACGAUGUGCAUGGCCAGAGGUUGCUGGACUUCACAUCUGGCCAGAUGAGCUCACUUCUGGGCCACGGUCAUCCCGAAAUUGUCGAAGUCGUCACAAAGUACGCUGGAGAGCUCGAUCACCUCAUGAGUCUGAUGGUCUCCGAGCCGGUGGUCGACUUUGCUGAGGCUCUCGGAAAGAUCCUUCCACCACCGCUCAAGAAGUCGUUCCUCCUUUCCACCGGAUCCGAGUCGGUGGAAGCGGCUAUGAAGAUAGCCAAGUGCGCCACUGGGAAGUUCGAGAUUGUAGCAUUUUCAGCGAGCUAUCAUGGUAUGACUGGCGGAAGUUCCUCUGCCACAUAUGCAUUUGGUCGAAAGGGUGGAGGUCCCACCAUGCCAGGACAAUUGGCUUUCCCUGCUCCAAACCCAUACAGAUCGCCUUUCCGAAAAGCCGACGGGAGCUAUGACUGGGAGACCGAGAUGAACUUUGGCUGGUCCAUGAUCGACAAGCAGUCAGUCGGAUCUCUUGCAGCAUUUGUGUUUGAGCCGAUUCUUUCCGCAGGAGGGAUGUACGAGCCGCCGCAAGGCUAUCUCAAGCGCCUGAGUCUCGAAGUCAAGAAACGCGGCAUGCUGUUGAUCGCAGAUGAGGCACAAACAGGACUGGCCCGUACCGGCGAUAUGUUUGCUUUCCAGCGAGACGACAUUGUGCCAGACAUCCUGGCGCUGUCCAAGACGAUCGGGUGUGGCAUGGCCGUAUCUUCGGUGAGUACGACCGAGGAGCUUGAGCGUCUCGCUUUGGCCGGCGGUUUCAUUUGCGUCACGACGCAUUACAACGAUCCUUUACCCGCUGCAAUCGCCACCAAAGUACUGGAGAUUCUCGUGAGAGAUGAUAUGGUCCAGUAUGUGAGAGAGCGAGGAGCGCAGCUGCGCAAAGGCCUGGAGAAGAUGAAGGCGAAGUAUGACUGCAUCGGCGAGGUCCGAGGACGCGGACUAUUCAUCGGGAUGGAAAUCGUGACCGACAGGGGAAGCAUGGCUCCGGCUGGUGAGCUCGCCGCGGCGUUCUCAACAAAAGCGCUUGAGCUUGGACUGGCAACCCAGGUCGUGGCCAUGCCUGGAGUCCUGGGUGUCUUCAGACUCGCGCCGCCGAUUGUCGUAUCUGCGGAGGAGAUCGAUGAGGCUCUCAGCAUCAUGGAAGAAGCAUUUUCCAGCGUGCUUGCGACGGAUGUGACGAAAAGGGCGAUUGCCAGUCUCAGUUAG
Messenger RNA from Saxophila tyrrhenica, 1350 nucleotides. RefSeq lists its product as uncharacterized. The coding region runs from base 1 to 1350 and encodes 449 amino acids. Gene Ontology annotation, cellular component: mitochondrion. Gene Ontology annotation, molecular function: pyridoxal phosphate binding; L-alanine:glyoxylate transaminase activity. Lineage: Eukaryota; Fungi; Ascomycota; Dothideomycetes; Mycosphaerellales; Extremaceae. The record is from RefSeq and is a predicted model, not a curated record. Gene Ontology annotation, biological process: glyoxylate catabolic process. The transcript has a single exon.